This is a messenger RNA of Sinocyclocheilus rhinocerous, 9362 nucleotides long. RefSeq names its product inositol 1,4,5-trisphosphate receptor type 2. Gene Ontology annotation, cellular component: membrane; endoplasmic reticulum. The record is from RefSeq and is a predicted model, not a curated record. Gene Ontology annotation, biological process: calcium ion transmembrane transport. The transcript has 61 exons. Lineage: Eukaryota; Metazoa; Chordata; Actinopteri; Cypriniformes; Cyprinidae. Gene Ontology annotation, molecular function: inositol 1,4,5-trisphosphate-gated calcium channel activity; inositol 1,4,5 trisphosphate binding. Bases 291 to 8699 code for a protein of 2802 amino acids.
UUCACGGGACAGCGAGCGAGUCUCCUCCCACUCGAGUGGCAUAUUGGUGAGAAAAAGCCUCGUUUGUUUCACAGGAAGAAGUUGAAAACAUGAAGAAACGCGACAGUUAGACGAUUCACAACUCAAAAGUCACGGGCUCAGCAGCACAUCUCUUCUCCGGACGGCUGGAUUACAAUGUGUUACUGUCAAAGCGACGAAACAAGUGGCUUGAGACACUGAGUCGACUGGACACAUUGCACUGGAUCAGAGGGGUUAAAGUAUCGUAAAAAUCUACUGAAACGUUUGCAGAUAUGUCGGAACACAGGUCCUGUUUCCUUCACAUUGGGGAUAUCGUGUCUCUGUAUGCUGAGGGAACUGUCAAUGGAUUUAUCAGCACUUUAGGGUUGGUGGAUGACAGAUGUGUGGUGCAACCAGGGGUUGGGGAUCUUACAAACCCACCGAAAAAAUUCAGAGAUUGUCUCUUCAAGGUGUGUCCUAUGAAUAGGUACUCUGCACAGAGACAGUUCUGGAAGGCGAAACAGGGGAAACAUGGGAACAACACACAGGGAGAUCUCUUCAAGAAAUUACAGCAUGCAGCGGAACUGGAGCAAAAACAAAAUGACACUGAGAACAAGAAAUUGUUGGGAGAGGUUGUCAAAUAUAGUCGGGUUAUACAGCUUCUCCAUAUUAAGAGUAAUAAGUACCUGACAGUGAAUAAGCGUCUUCCGGCCCUGCUGGAGAAGAACGCCAUGCGUGUCUCUCUGGACCCUUCAGGAAACGAGGGCUCCUGGUUCUACAUCCAGCCUUUUUGGAAGCUACGCAGCGAAGGAGACAAUGUGGUGGUUGGAGAUAAAGUGGUUCUAAUGCCUGUAAACGCAGGGCAGCCUCUCCACGCCAGCAACAUCGAACUCCUGGAUAACCGUGGCUGCAAAGAGGUUAACGCUUUGAACUGCAACACCAGUUGGAAGGUCACUCUUUUCAUGAAAUUCAGUGAAUACAGAGAUGACAUAUUAAAAGGGGGGGAUGUGGUGAGGUUGUUUCAUGCCGAGCAAGAAAAGUUUCUUACUUGUGAUGAGUACAAAAAGCAACAGUAUGUCUUCUUAAGAACCACUCUCCGCCAAUCCGCAACCUCCGCCACCAGUUCAAAAGCACUAUGGGAAGUGGAGGUUGUCCACUAUGACCCCUGCAGAGGAGGAGCCGGCCAGUGGAACAGCCUGUUUCGCUUCAAACACCUCGCCACAGGACACUACCUUGCGGCAGAGGUGAAUCCUGAUUUCAAAGAUCGUACCGACAGUAUCAGCACCAAAAACGAGGUGAAUCCUGAUUUCAAAGAUCGUACCGACAGUAUCAGCACCAAAAACGAGACCAACACAGACACUUUGUACUCUAAAAAGAAGUGGCAGGCUGACAAGAUCCCCUACACCCUUGUUGCAGUGCCCCAUGGCAAUGACAUUGCCUCUCUUUUUGAACUGGAUGCCACCACCUUACAGCGGGCAGACUGCCUAGUUCCCAGGAAUUCCUAUGUGAGACUCAGGAACUUGUGCACAAACACUUGGGUGACCAGUACUAACAUUCCCAUUGAUGUUGAGGAGGAACGACCCGUUAUGCUCAAGAUCGGCACCUGCCGCAUGAAGGAGGACAAGGAGGCGUUCUCCAUUAAUUCUGUCCCCCUGUCAGAAGUCAGGGAUUUGGAUUUUGCCAAUGAUGCCAACAAGGUCUUGGAGAUGUUUGUGCGUAUUUUGGGGAUCAGCAAUUUCGCAGUAGCAAAUGAACGCAGGUUUACUAUUAAGCUUUUGGAGGAUUUGAUCUUCUUUGUGUGCGAUGUGCCGAACAACGGACAGGACGUGCUGUCUGUGGUCAUCUCGAACCCCAACAGAGAGAGGCAGAAACUCAUGAGAGAGCAGAACAUCCUGGCACAGAUCUUUGGAAUUCUUAAAGCCCCAUUUUCUGAGGUUAAAGACUCGUCCAUGCCGAAGCUGGAAGAUAUGGGGGAGCAGCGCAAUGCUCCAUUUAAGUACAUGCUACAACUGUGUUACAGAAUUCUGCGCCAUUCCCAACAAGAUUACCGCAAGAAUCAGGAGUACAUAGCCAAGAAUUUUUCCAUCAUGCAGGCUCAAAUCGGCUAUGAGAUCCUGGCCGAAGAUACAAUCACUGCUCUCCUGCACAACAACCGCAAACUGUUAGAGAAACACAUCACUGCACGUGAGAUUGAGACCUUUGUCAAACUUCUGCGCAGGAACCGAGAGCCCAGGUUUCUGGAUUAUUUGUCUGACCUGUGUGUCUCCAACAAAACAGCCAUUCCUGUCACUCAGGAACUGAUUUGCAAAUUCAUGCUGAACCCCAUCAACGCAGACAUCCUCAUCCAGACCAAACUGAUCCCACACACAGAGACCUCUCUAGAGUCAUCUUUAAUCCAGGAGGAUGGUGAUGAUGAAGAGGUAUGGCUAUACUGGAUUGAUAACCACAAAGAGCCUCAUGGGAAGUCCAUCCGCCACCUGGCUCAGGAUGCCAAGGAUGGACAAAAAUUAGACGUUGACAUCAUCACCUACUACAGGUGUCAGCUCAAUCUUUUUGCUAAAAUGUGCCUGGAUCGGCAGUAUCUGGCCAUCAAUCAGAUUUCCAAUCAGCUGCCUGUAGAUCUAAUCCUCCGCUGCAUGUUUGAUGACUGCCUGCCUUACAACCUGCGUGCCUCAUUUUGUCGUCUAAUGCUGCACAUGCAUGUGGACCGCGACCCGCAGGAGGCCGUGGUUCCUGUUCGCUAUGCGCGCCUCUGGACUGAGAUACCCUCCAAGAUCUCUGUCAAUGAGUAUGACUAUGAGUUCAGAGACACAUCCAGAGAGGACAUGAAGAGAAAGUUUGCCCCUACUAUGCAUUUUGUGGAUGAAUAUCUCAAAGAUGUGGUCAGUCAGCCUGAUCCCUUUGGAGACAGAGAGAAGAAUGAAUUGACCCUUGAGGUGGUCCACCUGGCACGUAACCUGGUCUACUUUGGCUUCUACAGUUUUAAUGAGCUGCUGUGCCUCACACGAACCCUGCUGGCCAUCCUGGACAUUGUCCAACCCACUUCCACAUUUAUGUUCAAACUCAACAAGAGCCCUGAGGGAGGUAAUAAUGUCAUGCGUACCAUCCAUGGUGUGGGUGAGAUGGUGACUCAGAUGGUUCUGAGCAGAGGCUUGAUGAUGCCCCACUGUCUCCCUGAUGCUCAGCCAAUCCACGGAAAGCAAAUCUGUCUCCCUGACAACGAGAACGUCAUGGUGAUGGACACCAAGCUCAGGAUUAUUGAGAUUCUGCAGUUCAUUCUGAAUGUGCGUCUCGAUUACCGCAUCACCUAUCUGCUGUCUAUCUAUAAAAAAGAGUUUGGUGACCAGACUUUGGACACUUCUGCUUCAGUGGCAGAAGUUCCUGUCAUGGCUGAGCCAAACAUUGAGGAGAUUGCGGAGAAAGCAGAGAAUAUGUUUUCAGGGAGUGCUAAGGAGAGGAACUCGGUGGACCUCGAUGAUGAAGGCGGUCAGACGUUUCUGCGGGUGCUUAUUCACCUCAUCAUGCAGGACUACCCUCCGCUGGUCUCCGGCUCUCUUCAGCUCAUCUUCAAACACUUCAGCCAGAGAGCCGAAGUUCUGCAGGCCUUCAAACAGGUCCAGUUGCUGGUUUCUGAGGAGGAUGUGGAGAAUUAUAAGAAGAUUAAGGCAAGUCUGGACCAGCUGCGGCUGACAGUGGAGAAGUCUGAGCUCUGGGUUGAGAAGAGUGGAGGUUACAGCAGUGAAGACAUUGCUGAGAAUCAAAACAAAGAGCAGAAUUUGGAGGAAGCAGGUAUCUUGAGCCCAGUGCAGGAUGGGAACAGUAAACCUCAAAUAGACAGCAACAAAGCCAACAACUACAAAAUCGUCAAAGAGAUCCUGCUGAGUCUCAGUAAACUCUGCUCUCCUGGUAAGAAGAUUCGUGUGCAGCAGCAGAGGUUGUUGAAGAACAUGGGAGCUCACACUGUGGUGCUAGACCUCCUCCAGAUCCCAUAUGAGAAGGGGGACGAAAAGAUGGACGAGAUCAUGUCUCUAGCCCACACUUUCCUUCAGUAUUUCUGCAGAGAUAAUCCUCAGAACCAGGCGCUGCUGCACAAACACCUCAACCUCUUCCUCACCCCUGGGCUUCUGGAGGCAAAAACCAUGUGCUACAUCUUUAGGAACAACUACCACCUGUGCAAUGAGAUCAGCGACCGCGUGGUGCAUCAUUUCGUGCACUGCAUUGAGACCCACGGCCGUCACGUGCAGUACCUGCGCUUCCUCCAAACCAUUGUGAAAGCCGAUGGCAAAUAUGUGAAGGAAUGUCAAUGCAAAGUCAUGAAUGAGCUGGUGAAUGGAGGAGAAGACGUGUUGGUUUUCUACAAUGACCGUGCCUCUUUCCCGGUGCUGCAAAAUAUGAUGUCGUCUCCGAGGGAGGAGAAUGAUGCUCUAGCGUACCACAUCACCCUAGUGGAGCUGCUGGCAGCCUGCACCGAGGGCAAGAACGUUGAUACAGAGCUCAAGUGCAACUCACUUCUGCCGCUUGAUGACAUUGUCAAAGUGGUCACGUACGACGGCUGCAUUCCAGAGGUAAAAAUUGCAUAUGUAAAUUUCGUGAACCAUUGCUAUGUGGACACUGAGGUGGAGAUGAAGGAGAUCUACACCAGCAAUCACAUUUGGAAACUCUUUGAAAAUUUCCUUGUAGACAUGGCAAGGGUGUCUAACGGCCCCACAGACAGGAAGCAUGCUGAUACAUGCCUCGAAAAAUACGUCACUGAUACCAUCAUGGCCAUCGUCAAGGGCUUCUUCGGCUCGCAGUUCUCUGUCAGCAACUCGAACCUGCAGGCCCAUCAAGCAACUUUCAUUAAACUGCUGCAGUCAGCCUGCAGACUCUACAACUGCACCUGGCUCAACUCCCUGCAGAAGACUAACAUUGAGGGUUGCAUCAAAACCCUUGCUGACGUGGCUAAGAGCCGGGCAAUCCCCAUUCCAGUGGACCUGGACGGUCAGGUCAAUACCCUUUCACUAAAGACACACACCAGCAUGGUGCAGCGCGCAGUGAAAGACUGGAAGCUGUCAACCCGCGGCCGACCCCGUAAGGAGCCUUUUGGGGCCCAUGAUUACAGGAUCAUUGAGAAACUACAGGGAGUCAUUGUGUAUCUGGAGGAGCAGUUUAGUCCGCAGGUGCAUGCAGAGUUUUCUGUAUUAGUAGACGUGCUGCAAAGCCCAGAGAUGCUGUUUCCUGAGUCUGCGCAGCUCCGCAGUGAGGAUGGAGCCUUCAUGUCUAACCGGGCAAUCCCCAUUCCAGUGGACCUGGACGGUCAGGUCAAUACCCUUUCACUAAAGACACACACCAGCAUGGUGCAGCGCGCAGUGAAAGACUGGAAGCUGUCAACCCGCGGCCGACCCCGUAAGGAGCCUUUUGGGGCCCAUGAUUACAGGAUCAUUGAGAAACUACAGGGAGUCAUUGUGUAUCUGGAGGAGCAGUUUAGUCCGCAGGGAGUCAUUGUGUAUCUGGAGGAGCAGUUUAGUCCGCAGGUGCAUGCAGAGUUUUCUGUAUUAGUAGACGUGCUGCAAAGCCCAGAGAUGCUGUUUCCUGAGUCUGCGCAGCUCCGCAGUGAGGAUGGAGCCUUCAUGUCUAAGCUCAUCAAACACACCAAGAAACUGAUGGAGAAAGAGGAGAAGCUGUGUAUUAAGAUCCUGCAGACCCUGCGAGAGAUGCUGGAUAGGAAAGAAAUAUUCGAGGAAAAGGGUAACACACUGAGGAAGAGUCUCCUUACACACUACUUUGGCAGCCAUCGGCCCCACGCCAUAGCCCUGGAGUACAGUGGCGGGAACAGCUCUUCCUCUGGAGGUGGUUCUCCAGGACAGGACUCUGAUAAGCCAGGCACUAGCGUAGUAGACAUCCAAUGUGCUCUGGACAACGUUGGAGCAUCCGAGCUGGUCAUCGACCUCAUCGUCAGCACUAAGAACGACCGUAUCUUUGAGGAGAGCAUUUUACUGGGCAUUGCACUCCUGAGAGGAGGAAAUACACAGAUUCAGAACUCUUUCUACAAUCAGCUGCACAAGCAGAAGAAGUCUGAGAAGUUCUUCAAGGUCUUCUAUGAUCGAAUGGAGCUGGCGCAGAAAGAGAUCCGCUCCAGUGUGUCAGUCAACAUGUUUGAGCUCAGCUGCAGGAAGAGAGAGGAGGAGGGCGAGGGCUCUGGAAUCAGACAUAAAAAAGUUCGAGACUCCUUGCACCUCAGAGAAGACAUUCGGGGUCAGCUUAAAGACGCCUCCUCGGUCACCUCCAAAGCCUACAGCACCUUUCGCCGGGACAUGGACCCCGAGAUGGAGCCGAUGGGAUCGGGAGUGGAUGGGAUGGAGGAGGUGGUGGAGGAGACCCAGAUGAGCCAGGCCAUCACCAUCAUGAAACCCAUCUUACGUUUCCUUCAACUGCUCUGUGAGAAUCAUAACAGGGACUUGCAGAACUUUCUGCGAGAUCAGAACAACAAAACCAAUUAUAACCUGGUGUGUGAGACGCUGCAGUUUCUUGACUGUAUCUGUGGCAGUACGACAGGAGGACUGGGGCUGCUGGGGCUCUACAUUAAUGAGAGGAAUGUGGACCUGGUCAAACAGACACUAGAGACCAUCACAGAGUACUGCCAGGGUCCUUGCCACGAAAACCAGUCAUGCAUAGCCAGGCAUGAGUCAAACGGCAUUGACAUCAUCAUCGCUCUCAUUGUGAAUCCAAUUGAUCCGCUGGGGAAGAACCGACUUGACCUUGUGCUGGAGCUGAAGAACAAUGCAUCUGAACUACUUCUGGCCAUCAUGGAAAGUCGUCAUGAUAGUGAGAAUGCAGAGAAGAUCCUGUACAAGAUGAGACCCAAUGAACUGAUUGACGUGAUCAAGGAGGCUUACGUUCAAGGAGAAGAGAGUGAGAUUGAUCAAGAGACAUUAGAUCAGACCAGACCUAAAGAUGUUGGCCAUAACAUCUACAUCCUGGCCCAUCAGUUGGCACGCCACAGAAAAAACCUCCAGCAGAGUUUGAAACCUGGCCCAGAUCCUACCAUCGAAGGAGAAGCAGCGCUCCUAUACUAUGCCAACCACACUGCUCAGAUAGAGAUCGUCCGCCAUGACCGCACGAUGGAGCAGAUCGUGUUUCCUGUGCCUAACAUCUGCGAGUACUUAACAGAAGAAUCAAAAGUGCGCGUGUUCACUACAACAGAGCGAGACGACCAGGGCAGCAAGGUCAACGACUUCUUCCAGCAGUUUGAUGACCUCUACAUUGAGAUGAGGUGGCAGAAGAAAAUAAGAAAUAAUGCACCACUUUUCUGGGUGUCAAAACAUAUAUCUCUAUGGGGUAGUAUCUCCUUUAACUUGGCUGUGCUAAUCAACUUGGCUGUCGCUCUUUUCUACCCGUUUGGAGAUGAUGGAGAUGAAGGUGUCUUGCCACCAUUCUUGUCCAUCUUGCUUUGGGUGGCAGUGGUUGUGAGCACCUUCACGUUGUUUGUUCUUCCCCCGCGUGGAGGUAUCCUGGCGUUCCUGGUCACCGUCAUGUUCCGUUCUAUUUACACGCUGGGCUUAGGACCCACACUGCUGCUUCUGGGGGCCGCCAACCUGCUGAAUAAAAUCGUGUUCCUGGUUAGUUUUGUGGGGAACCAAGGCACGUUCACACGAGGGUACAAAGCAGUUAUCAUGGACGUCUUCUUCCUUCUGCAUGUCAGUUAUGUCAUCGUUUGCAUGCUGGGCCUGUUCGUACACGAGUUCUUCUACAGUAUUCUGUUGUUUGAUCUUGUGCGAAGAGAGGAAACGCUUCUAAACGUGAUGAGGAGCGUGACGAAGAACGGCCGCUCCAUCUUCUUCACAGCUGUUCUGGCUAUCAUCCUGGUCUACCUCUUCUCCAUUGUGGGCUUCCUCUUCUUUAAAGAUGACUUCCUCAUGGAAGUCGACCGCCUCCCUGCUUUAAAGAAGAUGAAUGUGAAGGAGUCUAUGAACUGCCUGAGUGAGACCUGUUCUAACUCCCCUUUUAGUUCUCACCACGUGGAAGAAGAGGAUGAAGAUGGUACAGAGCGCGUUUGUGACACCCUGCUGAUGUGCAUCAUUACGGUUCUGAACCACGGCCUGAGGAACGGAGGAGGAAUCGCAGAUGUUCUGCGCAAGCUCUCCAAAGAGGAGCCCAUGUUCCCGGCACGUGUCGUGUAUGACCUCUUGUUCUUCUUCAUUGUCAUCAUCAUUGUGUUGAACCUCAUCUUUGGUGUGAUCAUUGACACUUUCGCUGACCUGAGGAGUGAGAAACAGAGAAAGGAAGAAAUUCUGAAGACGACCUGCUUCAUUUGUGGCCUUGAGAGAGACAAGUUUGAUAACAAGACCGUGUCGUUUGAGGAGCACAUCAAGUCAGAGCACAACAUGUGGCACUAUUUGUACUUCCUAGUCUUGGUGAAGGUGAAGGACCCCACCGAGUACACGGGACCCGAGAGCUACGUAGCCCAAAUGAUUAAGGAGAAGAAUCUGGACUGGUUUCCACGGAUGAGGGCCAUGUCUUUGGUAAGCUCUGAGGGAGAGAGCGAACAGAACGAGAUCAGAUCGCUGCAGGAGAGGCUGGACACCACCGUCGGUCUCGUGGCUCAGCUGUCUUCCCAGCUGUCUGAGCUUAAAGAGCAGAUGACAGAGCAAAGGAAGAAUAAACAGAGACUAGGCUUCCUGGGACCAUCACAGAUGAACCAUCAAAUCCCCCCUGCACACUGAGGACGACUCAUCGCACUUCUCCACACACACUCACACACAGAUGCUGAUGUUCACACCAUGAACAACACUACACUCAUGGUGAUACCACACUUUACACCAUGACAUGACAGUUGUCCAGUUAGAUCCUACAGUCUUGAGCGUCGUUUUGUAAGUGUUUUCUCGUUUAGAUCUUAUAGACGGAGGACGUUUGGAAAUAUACAGAGUGUGUUUGUUUGGAAAAUCAUGAACCCUGUGCGUAUGAGGGCUCACAUCAGAUGACUCAAACAGUCUUUGGAAGGGCUGUCUGAAAUUUUUUUUUUUAUUUUUUUUUUUUAAGCGUCAAGUAUUAACUCCCUAACAUUUUAAUUGUCCUGUCCAUAACUGGAGUAUUGCUGUAAUUCAAUGUGGACUUUAGUCUGUGCUGGAAUAACUGGAAAGAUAAAGUGCCUUCAAACAAUUUAAUAGUUUUUUAUUAUUCAAAUUCACAAUUACUUUAAUGAAAGAUAUAAGACUUGGAAAUAUUAUCAUCUCAUAAUCAGACAAUCAUGUGACUGUUGGAAUCUGUUUGUGUCACCUUCUACAAAGACCUAAACGCUAGUCUUAACUCUUAAAUGAUGAUCAUUUUUAUUGUGUAUUUUAUGUUGGAGAUGUGUCUAGCAUAUUUGUGUUUGCCUUAUAUAAAGU